Messenger RNA from Pseudogymnoascus destructans, 3694 nucleotides. RefSeq lists its product as uncharacterized. Gene Ontology annotation, cellular component: cytosol. Gene Ontology annotation, molecular function: GTP binding; GTPase activity. Lineage: Eukaryota; Fungi; Ascomycota; Leotiomycetes; Thelebolales; Thelebolaceae. The record is from RefSeq and is a predicted model, not a curated record. Bases 1615 to 3540 code for a protein of 641 amino acids. Gene Ontology annotation, biological process: ribosomal subunit export from nucleus. The transcript is spliced from 2 exons.
AUGCUCAACCUUAUUAAUGGCACAGUCAAGUAGAUUGAAGAAACCACCUUAAAGGUCUUGGUAUAUUAAACUCUAAACAAAGGAAGGUCUAAUGAUCGCUUUUCCCAAACCCUUCCUCACCUCAUCUAAUUGCUCCAUUCCGCUUUGAUAUCCCAUCUUCUUCACGUGCUUCUUUUUCGUGACGGUGUAGGCUCCCAAGAAUUCAUCCAUAAUACCAUCGAAGUCUCCUCUAACAGGGCCAGUUACACUCGAUACCGACGAAGCCAUCGAUCCGAAAUCGUCGUCGCCAUUGUCUUCAUUGUAUCGUUCCUCAAGUUUCUCGAAUCUCGAGUCCAAAUCUGUCAACCCCUCGGUACGGAAAACCGACGAGGAAGUCAUCGAGUACUGUGACGGGUUGGUCAGAGCGCCCUUCCUCUUCUUCCUCCUCCCACCAUUCGUAGUUGUAGUCAUCAUAGACGACUGAAUAUCCGACUGUCCAGGCAUGGCAAAAGCAACCUGUUUCUUGCCGUCCUUCUUGAACUUGCUAAACUCCGCCAUCCAGUCUCCGUCUCCGUGGUCCUCCCGGUCAUCAUCUCCCACAUGAUCGGGCGCAACUGGCGCAUCUUUAUAUUCCUUUGACGGCUUCGCUGUGGCAUCCGACUCCCAUCCUUCUUCAUCCUCAUCCCAGGCCUCGUUCUCAAAAGUGUGAUCAUCAAGCUCCUCUCCAUCUUUCGCAAGUUGUCCGAAUAUCUCGUCGUCUUCGUCAACGUAUGCAUCGUCUUCUAACGCUUCCAGAACCUCCCUUAACCUCGGGUCCAUAUCUGGUUGGAAUCCUGCCAGCGCAUCGGGGACUUCCUGCUGUGCUUGAUAUGUGACCUUCCGUAGAUUCUUCGACGGUAAUAUCUCCUCGUCCAGGACAAUCUCCGACUUGUCGUCAAGGCUAGAGCUUCUUAGGGCAUCCUCCAACGAAAGCUUUUCCUUCCCUUUGCUCUUAGCUUUCUGCAAACUCGGCGCCUCAACAAAAUGUGUCUCAGCUCCUCCACUCCCGAUGUCGCGCAUAUGUUGCAUGUAGUCAUAUUCGGUGUCAUCGUAGUAAAUCCCAUGGUUGGCAGCCUCGCCUUCGUUGGCUCGUAUCCUUCCGCCAUCGCUGCCAAAUUCCGAGGUUAAAUCGUCAAGCUUCUUGAUCUUAUUCGAGUUUGCGACCUCCGUAGGGUUCAAGAUCAUAGAGGAAACGGUUUCAUCGUGAAUGAGAGGGUCAUUUUGCGGCCUGUGGACAAGCGUAAAGUGCUGUGCCGACUUCUUAUCGCUGGUAACGUGUUAGUGCGUCAGGCUUCAUUUGAGGCCGCCGAUACUUACAUCCAACCUCGGCGACCCAUUUUGUGUGACUCUUCUGAAAAUCGUGGCGGAGUGAGGUUUAUAUGUGGACUACUCAGCGCAUCUGUUCCAAGAGGUCUUGGUAGAGAAAGUUUUAGGUGAUCUCGAAAUUUAGUACUGCGGGGAGAAAAUUGGGCAUCGAUAAACUUUUGCCACCCCGCCUUAUCAAUACCUGCAAAACCUCGUUAAUACAUCAUACCCCUCCUCACGACAUAAAUAAACCACAACAAAUAGGAAUAAAUAUACAGAGCCUACGUCAAUAUGGUGCUGGCUAAGUCGAAGAAGGCUGUCGGCCUCGGAAACAGUCUGAUGAACGACCGUUUCGGAAAAGGCAAGGGAGCAGACAGAAAGAAAGUCACUUCCGCAGGAAUUCACAGAAUCAACCAUGCAACAGGAGAGACAUAUGUCACCAACGAGAGAAAGGAGGCCAGUUGGGUCAAGAUGCGCUCUGUUACCGAACAAGCUGCCCUGGACGAGUUCUUAUCGACAGCAGAACUCGCUGGAACCGAUUUCACAGCGGAGAAGAUGAGCAACGUUAAAAUUAUCCACACCGACCAGAAGAACCCAUACUUGCUGUCCGCAGCAGAGGAGAGAGCCGCUGUUGGAAAGCAAAAGGAGCACUCCGACAAGUUGACAGUGCCUAGACGACCACAUUGGGAUGCCUCGACGACGGCGGAACAACUGGAUCGUGCGGAGAGGGAGGCCCUUUUAGAGUGGAGACGCGGGCUUGCAGAGCUACAAGAGCACAACGAUUUGCUCCUUACACCUUUCGAACGCAACUUGGAGGUUUGGAGACAAUUGUGGAGAGUUAUUGAGCGUUCGGACUUGAUCGUUCAGAUUGUGGAUGCAAGAAACCCUUUGCUAUUCCGAUCUAUCGACUUAGAAAGAUAUGUCAAGGAUGUCGACCCAAAGAAGGAGAACUUGCUGCUAGUCAACAAGGCUGACAUGAUGACACUGGCGCAGAGACAGGCGUGGGCCGACCACUUUGAAUCAGCUGGGAUUGCAUACAAGUUCUUCUCUGCCCACCUCGCUAAGGAGAUCAAUGAGGCUAGAUUGGAGGAGGAAGAGGGAUCCGAAUCUGAAUUCGAGGAUGAGGAGGAAGCUGGGCUGAGGAACAAAGCAAAGGGGUUGAGCUUAAGGGACGAAGAGUACAGCGAAAAGGAUGAUGACGUGCGGACUCAUAUCCUUACUACGGAGGAGCUAGAGGAACUUUUCCUGCGCCAUCUUCCAGCCUCUACAGGUGAUUCAACAGACGAGUCAAGAAAGACACAGAUUGGACUUGUCGGAUACCCUAACGUGGGAAAAUCUUCGACUAUCAACGCCCUCAUCGGUGCAAAAAAGGUGUCUGUCUCCGCGACUCCCGGAAAGACAAAGCAUUUCCAGACCAUCCAUCUCUCUGAGAAAGUCAUUCUUUGCGAUUGCCCCGGAUUGGUUUUCCCUAACUUUGCGACUACCAAGGCAGAACUUGUCUGUAACGGCAUCCUGCCUAUUGAUCAACUACGUGAGUUCACUGGCCCUGCUGGCCUUGUGACGAAGAGGAUCCCUCAGCACUUCUUGGAGGCGCUCUAUGGAAUCAAGAUUGAAACGCGGCCGCUCGAAGAAGGCGGAACUGGCAUUCCUACGGCGGAGGAAAUGCUCAUGGCUUAUGCAAAGGCGAGAGGUUUCACAAGAACUGGUCAAGGCCAGCCCGAUGAGUCAAGAGCUGCGAGAUAUGUCCUCAAGGACUAUGUCAGUGGCAAGAUUCUCUUCUGUAUGCCACCGCCAGGCGAUAUUGAUCCAUACGACUUCAACCGCGAGCUUUACGACGAUGGGAAUCUUCCAGAGAAACGCAGAAACGCUCUCCAUGCAAUGAGCUCUGAUGAUCACGAUGAUAUGCAAUCGCUCGCUGACUCGACGCUGUCGGGAUACGAGACGGGACCAAAGACAACGAAGAUGGAUGGCGCCUUCUUCGGUCAAGGUCAAGGAAACAAUGCGCAUCUCAGAAUGCCUUUCGCACACAAGUAUACUGAACAGGGCACCGCUUCUGGAAAACUACUCAGUGGGCGGAAGCAACGGACCAUGGCAGCCUUGGAGAAGGAUGUUGAUCCAAAAGAUGCCAAGUUAUUGACCAGUAAGAAACACUUCAAAGGAGGGGUACAGGGGAAUGGCAAGCGUAGAGCAGACUAUUUCAAUGAUGGGGCCAUAUAGAUCCAUGAGGGGUAUGCUUUGCUCGAGUGGUUAUUAGUUGGAUCCAGUGUAUUACACUGGACUGCUUUAUGACGGUCUGGACGGGUGGGGAGUAAAGAGAGGGGGAGCAUUCGAACGGCGUUUCAAAAGGGAUUUAAAAUCUGCAUUACCGAGC